AUGCUCGAGUCGGUCAGGAGUGGCAAGAUUGACAUGUCCUCGGUCUUGCUGUCGUUAGACGAGCUUGUCGCUCUCAAGCUCAACAUGUAUUCAUUGAAGCCUGCCUUGCACAGAGUUGAGAAGACGGUCUCCCGGAACGUCGCUGACGAUCAGGACGAUGUGGACAUGGGUCAGGAUUACGCGGUGGGAAAGAUGAAGAUGCGCAUCAUGUGA
This is a messenger RNA of Neoarthrinium moseri, 213 nucleotides long. RefSeq lists its product as uncharacterized. Lineage: Eukaryota; Fungi; Ascomycota; Sordariomycetes; Amphisphaeriales; Apiosporaceae. The transcript has a single exon. The coding region runs from base 1 to 213 and encodes 70 amino acids. The record is from RefSeq and is a predicted model, not a curated record.